UAAAAGCGCCGCCCCGGCGCCGCCCGCGUAGCUUCUUCGCCUCCGUCAGCGGGGACCACGAGCUAGAGCCGCAGCGGGACCCGCCCGGCCCCCCCGGCUCCAGCGAGCGAGCGGCGCACAGAGGCCCGGCCGCCCACGGAGCCCGGAGCCCGGCGGCCGCCGCCGCGAUGUUUCCCCGGGAGAAGACGUGGAACAUCUCGUUUGCGGGCUGCGGCUUCCUCGGCGUCUACUACGUCGGCGUGGCCUCCUGCCUCCGCGAGCACGCGCCCUUCCUGGUGGCCAACGCCACGCACAUCUACGGCGCCUCGGCCGGGGCCCUCACGGCCACGGCGCUGGUCACCGGGGUCUGCCUGGGUGAGGCUGGUGCCAAGUUCAUUGAGGUAUCUAAAGAGGCCCGGAAGCGGUUCCUGGGCCCCCUGCACCCCUCCUUCAACCUGGUAAAGAUCAUCCGCAGUUUCCUGCUGAAGGUCCUGCCUGCUGAUAGUCAUGAGCAUGCCAAUGGGCGCCUGGGCAUCUCCCUGACCCGCGUGUCAGACGGCGAGAAUGUCAUUAUAUCCCACUUCAACUCCAAGGAUGAGCUCAUCCAGGCCAAUGUCUGCAGCGGUUUCAUCCCCGUGUACUGUGGGCUCAUCCCGCCCUCCCUCCAGGGGGUGCGCUAUGUGGAUGGUGGCAUUUCAGACAACCUGCCACUCUAUGAGCUUAAGAACACCAUCACAGUGUCCCCCUUCUCGGGCGAGAGUGACAUCUGUCCGCAGGACAGCUCCACCAACAUCCACGAGCUGCGGGUCACCAACACCAGCAUCCAGUUCAACCUGCGCAACCUCUACCGCCUCUCCAAGGCCCUCUUCCCACCGGAGCCCCUGGUGCUGCGAGAGAUGUGCAAGCAGGGGUACCGGGAUGGCCUGCGCUUCCUGCAGCGGAACGGCCUCCUGAACCGGCCCAAUCCCUUGCUGGCGUUGCCCUCUGCCCGCCCCCACAGCCCAGAGGACGAGGACGAGGCAGUGGAGAGCGCGCAAGCGGAGGAUUACUCGCAGCUGCCCGGAGAAGAUCACAUCCUGGAGCACUUGCCCGCCCGACUCAAUGAGGCCCUGCUGGAGGCCUGCCUGGAGCCCACGGACCUGCUGACCACCUUCUCCAACAUGCUGCCCGUGCGUCUGGCCACGGCCAUGAUGGUGCCCUAUACGCUGCCGCUGGAGAGCGCCCUGUCCUUCACCAUCCGCUUGCUGGAGUGGCUGCCCGACGUUCCCGAGGACAUCCGGUGGAUGAAGGAGCAGACGGGCAGCAUCUGCCAGUACCUGGUGAUGCGCGCCAAGAGGAAGCUGGGCAGGCACCUGCCCUCCAGGCUGCCGGAGCAGGUGGAGCUGCGCCGCGUCCAGUCGCUGCCGUCCGUGCCGCUGUCCUGCGCCGCCUACAGCAAGGCACUGCCCGGCUGGAUGCGCAACAACCUCUCGCUGGGGGACGCGCUGGCCAAGUGGGAGGAGUGCCAGCGCCAGCUGCUGCUCGGCCUCUUCUGCACCAACGUGGCCUUCCCGCCCGAAGCUCUGCGCAUGCGCGCAUCCGCGGACCCCGCUCCCGCCCCCGCGGACCCAGCGUCCCCGCAGCACCCGCCGGGCCUGUCCCCUUGCUGAGCACCCCUGCUGUCGAGGCCCGGCCCAUGAUCGGGGUCCUGGGGCUGGGAGACCCCGACCCUCUCGAGGAACCCUGCCUGAGACGCCUCUACUACCACUGCGGAGUGAAAUGAGGGGACUCACAGUUGCCAAGAGGGGCCUUUGCCGUGGGUCCCCUCGCCAGCCACUCACCAGCUGCACUGAGUGGGGAGGUUUCCACACCCCUCCCCUGGGCCACUGAGGCCCCGUGCACCUGUGCCUUAAUCUUCCCUCCCCUGUGCUGCCCGAGCACCUCCCCCGCCCCUUUACUCCCGAGAACUUUGCAGCUGCCCUUCCCUCCCCAUUUUUCAUGCCCUGCUGAAAUAUGUGUGUGAAGAAUUAUUUAUUUUCGCCAAAGCACAUGUAAUAAAUGCUGCAGCCUAGCCUCUGCCCA
Messenger RNA from Symphalangus syndactylus (siamang), 2040 nucleotides. RefSeq names its product patatin like domain 2, triacylglycerol lipase (gene PNPLA2). Gene Ontology annotation, cellular component: membrane; cytoplasm; lipid droplet. The record is from RefSeq and is a predicted model, not a curated record. Lineage: Eukaryota; Metazoa; Chordata; Mammalia; Primates; Hylobatidae. Gene Ontology annotation, molecular function: triacylglycerol lipase activity. Gene Ontology annotation, biological process: lipid homeostasis; positive regulation of triglyceride catabolic process; triglyceride catabolic process.